This is a messenger RNA of Aphanomyces astaci, 879 nucleotides long. RefSeq lists its product as hypothetical. Gene Ontology annotation, cellular component: nucleus; cytoplasm. Bases 39 to 710 code for a protein of 223 amino acids. The record is from RefSeq and is a predicted model, not a curated record. The transcript has 2 exons. Lineage: Eukaryota; Oomycota; Saprolegniomycetes; Saprolegniales; Verrucalvaceae.
UCGGGCGGCGGAGGCUGGCAGCAUCAUCUGCGUCCAAGAUGUCGAAGCUGCGUAUCCUGUGUCUUCAUGGAAGCCGGACCAAUUCGGACAUUAUUUCGAUGCAAGUGGCGGGUUUUCGCCAAGCAUUCGGCAACACAGCAGACUUCGUGGUGGUCGAUGCCCCAUUUCCUGCCUCGGGUCGUCCCGAACAAGGCAUCAUCGACUUUUUCGGGGAAGAAGGACCGUACUUUGAGUGGUGGGAAGCGUUUGAGCGAACGAAAGUCAACUAUCCUGGCUGGGGAGAGUCCCUGGCUUACCUCCAAAACGUCGUGAACACCCAAGGGCCUUACGAUAUUGUGCUGGGGUUUUCCCAAGGCGCUUCCGUCGCGACCCUGCUGACAGCGCAUUACCAAGCCAAGAACCAGAAGAUUCCGUUCAAGGCGGUUGUGCUGGUCUGCGGCCUGUGCCCGCGCGAUGGCAUGCCGCAGCACCUUCUGGUGGAGCCUGGAACCACCAAGUACGACUUGAAGAUCCCUUCGAUCCACAUCCUGGGCGCGAAGGACGACAUUUUCGACCUCAGCCAAGACCUUGUGGAAGCUUAUUCGCCCUUGGGUCGCCAAGUUCAUGUGCACUCGGACGGCCAUCGGUUCCCUCCGCCGUCUACCUCCCGCCCCUUGUACAACGAGAUUGUGGACAAGCUUCGAAGCAUCUGCGCGUUAACGACGGUCUAAUGCGGGUAUAGUGACACGCAUUUGUCGAUGCGCCACGUAAUACUACUGUACUAAGUAGUACUGUGCUCCGAGUAUUUCGUGCCAGAUGAACAGCAAUUUAUGGCGUUGCUUACAUGUACGGAUAAACUGCAACGUCCGGAUAAAUCGCAAAUCGCACACGUCGCUUGAC